GCCGCUGCGUACACUCGGCAAAGAGCCUGGGAGACGCCUGUGGCAAAAGAGUAACUGUCAAAUGCAAGGUUCCUUUAAUAGGAGCGAUCAGUCCGGCUCCGAGAGUCAUGGCGACUACAGCAUCCAAUCAUUACAAUAUCCUCACCUCCAGCCCAUCUAUUGUACACUCGGAGCCUGGGAGCAUGCAGCAAGCCACGGCUUACAGGGACGCGCAAACCCUGUUGCAGAGUGACUACUCACUGCAGAGCAACAGUCACCCGCUCAGCCACGCGCACCAGUGGAUAACAGCCUUGUCACACGGAGAAGGAGGUCCGUGGUCGUCCAGUCCCCUCGGCGAGCAGGACAUCAAGCCAGCGGUGCAGAGCACCCGGGACGAGAUGCACAAUUCCAGCAAUUUACAGCAUCAGUCGCGGCCACCCCAUCUGGUACAUCAGACACACGGGAACCAUCACGAUUCAAGGGCAUGGAGAACAACGACGGCGGCUCACAUCCCCAGCAUGGCCACGUCGAACGGACAGAGCCUUAUUUACUCGCAGCCCGGGUUCAGCGUGAACGGUCUCAUCCCGGGCAGCGGCCAGGGCAUCCACCACCACAGCAUGCGCGACGCGCACGAGGACCACCACAGCCCGCAUCUCAGCGACCACGGCCAUCCACCGUCCCAGCACCAGCACCAGCCGCACCAGAGUCACCACGACCACUCGGACGAGGACACGCCGACCUCGGACGACUUGGAGCAGUUUGCGAAACAGUUCAAGCAACGGAGGAUCAAGCUGGGCUUCACGCAGGCGGACGUCGGACUAGCUUUGGGAACGCUCUAUGGAAAUGUGUUUUCGCAGACCACGAUAUGCAGGUUUGAGGCCCUGCAACUCAGCUUCAAAAACAUGUGCAAGCUCAAGCCUUUGUUGAACAAGUGGUUGGAGGAGGCAGACUCCACAUCUGGCAGCCCCACGAGCUUGGACAAGAUAGCUGCGCAGGGGAGGAAACGGAAAAAGAGGACUUCCAUCGAGGUAAGCGUCAAAGGGGCUUUGGAGAGCCAUUUCCUUAAGUGCCCAAAGCCAGCCGCGUCGGAAAUUACUUCGCUGGCGGACAGUCUGCAGUUGGAAAAAGAGGUAGUGAGGGUUUGGUUUUGUAACAGAAGACAGAAAGAGAAACGGAUGACUCCUCCCUGCGGACCUCUACCGGGUACCGAGGACGUAUACGGAGACACGCCGCCGCAUCACGGGGUUCAGACGCCAGUUCAGUGAGAAAAGACA
This is a messenger RNA of Sinocyclocheilus rhinocerous, 1253 nucleotides long. RefSeq names its product POU domain, class 3, transcription factor 2-like. NCBI's taxonomy places the organism in Eukaryota, Metazoa, Chordata, Actinopteri, Cypriniformes, Cyprinidae. The record is from RefSeq and is a predicted model, not a curated record. The coding region runs from base 108 to 1244 and encodes 378 amino acids. Gene Ontology annotation, biological process: regulation of transcription by RNA polymerase II; brain development. Gene Ontology annotation, cellular component: nucleus. Gene Ontology annotation, molecular function: DNA-binding transcription factor activity, RNA polymerase II-specific; RNA polymerase II cis-regulatory region sequence-specific DNA binding. The transcript has 2 exons.